Messenger RNA from Eptesicus fuscus (big brown bat), 951 nucleotides. Its product is annotated as olfactory receptor 139-like. Gene Ontology annotation, cellular component: membrane. Lineage: Eukaryota; Metazoa; Chordata; Mammalia; Chiroptera; Vespertilionidae. Gene Ontology annotation, molecular function: olfactory receptor activity; G protein-coupled receptor activity. Gene Ontology annotation, biological process: G protein-coupled receptor signaling pathway. The record is from RefSeq and is a predicted model, not a curated record.
AUGAUUCUGGAAGUGACCGUGGAAAAACUGGGUGUGACACGUGUCAUUGAGUUCAUCCUUCUUGGCCCAACAGGACUGCAACCCAUCCUUUUUGCUGUCUUCCUCUUUGCCUAUGUAGUCACCGUCAGGGGCAAUGUUAGCAUUCUGGCUGCCAUCUCUGUGGAGCCCAAAUUCUACACUCCCAUGUACUACUUCCUGGGGAGCCUGUCUCUGCUAGACAUUGAGUGCAUCACUAUCACCAUUCCCCCAAUGCUGGCAUAUCUCCUAGCCCACCAAUGCAGAGUUCCCUAUGCAUCCUGCAUUUCACAGCUCUUCUUUUUCCACCUUCUGGCCAGUGUGGACUGUCAUCUCUUGACAGCCAUGGCCUAUGACCAUUACCUGGCCAUCUGCCAGCCCCUCAUCUAUAGCAGCCGCAUGAGCUGUGAAAUCCAGGGUGCCCUGGUGGGCAUUUGCUACACCAUCUCCUUCAUCAAUGCUCUGACGCACACAGUGGCUAUGUCCAUGCUUGAAUUCUGCGGCCCUAACGUGGUCAACCAUUUCUAUUGUGACCUCCUACCUCUUUUCCAGCUCUCUUGCUCCAGCAUUCACCUCAACAGGCAACUGCUUUUUUGUUGGGGGGUGGGUAUUUUCAUGGGGUUGGUCCCCAUGAUCCUCUUCUCAGUGUCUUAUGCCCACAUCCCAGCUGCUGUGCUGAGAAUCCGCUCAGCUGAGGGGAGGAAGGCCUUCUUCACAUGUGGCUCCCACCUCACUGUGGUCUGUAUCUUUUAUGGAACCAGUUUCUUCAGUUACACGCGUCUGGGCUCAGUCUCAGCCUUAGACAAGGAAAAGGGGAUUGGGAUCCUCAAUACUAUCUUCAGCCAGAUGCUGAACCCAGUCAUCUACAGCCUCCAGAACCCUGAUGUGCAGGGUGCCCUGAAGAGGGUGCUGACAGGAAAGAGGCCCCCUGAAUGA